Molecule: messenger RNA, 891 nt
Organism: Micropterus salmoides (largemouth bass)
Lineage: Eukaryota; Metazoa; Chordata; Actinopteri; Centrarchiformes; Centrarchidae
Gene: gchfr
Product: GTP cyclohydrolase I feedback regulator
Exons: 3
Coding region: 8-430 (140 amino acids)
Biological process (GO): negative regulation of biosynthetic process
Cellular component (GO): cytoplasm; nucleus
Molecular function (GO): GTP cyclohydrolase binding
Source: RefSeq, a predicted model, not a curated record
CGGACAUAUGCUGAGAGAAAAGCUGCGAUUGGUCCGUCGCGGUGGGCGUUUCCGCAUUCCGGGAAGAGCUGUCAGCAGAAGCGCGAGUUGGAGACGGGACUGUCGCGCGUGUGAAGAAACCUCCUCAGUCAUUCCCAGAGGAAUCGAGAUCCAUCGCCAGGGAGCGGGGAUGCCUUACAUGUUCAUCAGUACGCAGAUCCGACUGGAGACUGGUCCUACAAAUGUGGGAGAUGAAUAUUCUGAUCCAGCCGUCAUGAAUUACCUGGGAGCAAGGAAAACAACUAUGCUGGGAAAUAAUUUUUCCGAGUACCAUGUGGACGAUCCACCUCGCCUGGUUUUGGACAAGCUGGAGAAGAUAGGCUUCCGCCUGCUGACGAUGACCGGGGUGGGACAGACGCUGGUGUGGUGCCUCCACAAGGAGACGGAGUGAUCCAUGUUGACUGUAUCAAAACCUCUAUGAGCCUUUAAGAGAAUGAAUACAUUUUUUUAACUUUGGUACUCUGCUCUACAUUCAAUACAAUCAGCCAUUUAUCAAGUGAAAAUAAAUUCCUUAAAGUGAGAUUAUUUCAGAUGACCAUCAAUCGGUGACAGGUCACCAUUUUAAGGGAUAUUCUGAACUACAUUCCGGACAUUUUAUAAGACUCUGCCCAUAUUGUUUGCAAUCAAGUACUGGUGACUAAGCGCAAGAGUAGGAAGUGACGGCCAGUUGUAUUGUUAUUGUGUCAUUUGGCAGUAGAACUUAUCAUGUUAAAGGCAUGUCUGCACGCCAGUACUCCCUUUCUUCUGUCCACGUAAAUAAAACACUGCUUUACAGGUUUGUACUUAAAGCACUGUGUAAAGAUGUUUUUGUACGUGUAUCAUAUGCUUAUCAUUAAAUGAUGUAAUAAUGUU